Molecule: messenger RNA, 1598 nt
Organism: Prinia subflava (tawny-flanked prinia)
Lineage: Eukaryota; Metazoa; Chordata; Aves; Passeriformes; Cisticolidae
Exons: 2
Coding region: 109-1407 (432 amino acids)
Source: RefSeq, a predicted model, not a curated record
GGAAUCGUAGGUGAAAAGAUCCAGGUGUCAUGCAGAAAGGUAGAAGGGUCUUUUUAUGAAAAGGCUUCCUCAGUUACAGUUUCUGGAAAAUUUUUUGAGCCAAGAGAAAUGAAAGCUUUGCACCCCAAACUCACUGCAGAAUUUUGUUCCACAACUAAAUGGAAAUGCAUUAAACAAAUCCCCCUUAGAAUAUGCUGCCGUCACACACAGGAUCCUAAGGUUGACAAUGCAGUAAUUACAAAAGAGUGCAAAACUGAACCUGCCGACUGCUGGUAUAAUUUUACCCUAACUCAAACAAUGGAUGUAUCAUGUAGUUGGUUCAAUAACUCGGCAAACCGGUUAGGUCUGAGAGGCUUAGCACAUAAAUUUAGAAUAAAUGCCAUCGCUAGGCCCAUACUGAGAACAACAGCACCAUCUGUCAUAGAAGUAACAGAGAGCACACCCAUUACAUCCCGGAUCGUAGAAACAACUCAGAGCACUCCUAUCACAUCCCGAAUGGUAAAAACAGUAGAAAGCACUUCUAGCCGCUCCACCACACCACAAAUAGUACACACAAUCACACCGCAAAAGGUAGCAACAACAUCUCAAAAGACAGAGAUAACUACCUUCAACUAUUCUGUCACUCCCAACUCACAAAACCUAAUUAACACCGAAUGGCCAUGGUCCCAAGCUUUUACUCACUUUACUGGAUCCAUGGGAAAUGUGAAAGGUUUGAACCUGUUAACUGUUGUUAUGCAUGAUAAUCAAGUGUACACUGGGUGGGAGUGGGAACACCGAGAUAGGAUUUGGCAACUACAAGGGAGGAUAGGAGAGAGAAUUAGUAUAGGCUGUCGGAUGAUUAAUGGAACUGUUCAACACAAAGCAAAUCAAAUUACUGUUACAACAGACCAGGCAAGGUAUGGCAAGGUUUGCACGUCCCCUAGAGUACAGGAUUGUUGGUAUGAUUUUUUCUUAACACAAACUGUAGAAGUAGUUUGUCUUUGGGCCAACGAUGAUGAUGGGCUCUCUGUAAAGUUUAAAAUAAAUGCUGUAGCUCAACCUGUUACUGUCAGCCCUAGCACUCAAGCAAAACCACCAGUUGCACUAAGCCCAAAAAUCUUCAAAAUUGGACCAUAUAUAAUCAGGAAAACGGGCCAACAACAAUUAUUGUUCAAUCCGACAUGGUCUCUUAAACAAGUUAAGUUAUUGGUGCAAACUAACGUCUCUGAAAUUCAGCCUGCUUGUUCACCUUUCCUGCAAACUUCUUUUGAAGGAUGGACGACAUGGUUGAGAAGGCGCAGCCCCCCUGAAAGGCGCGUGCCAAGAGACGUCACCGGUGCCAUAGGAACAGGAUUGGGAAUCUUGAACAGCAUUGACUCAGAGCUCCAGUUACAUCUUACCAGCUUCUGCAAUCUAACUACACACUGAUCCACAAGCUAUGGCCUACACCGAUUGGUAUGAAUCUUACUUUAACAAAACAAUUCUUGCUCCACCAAGAUCUAAUUAGGAUUUUAAGGAAAAUUAAGAAAAACGGACAAAAGACUCUGAUAACUGUCCAUCACAAUGUGGAAGAAAUCCAUCGUGUUCUGGAAAGGGUAAGAAAGGAUACCGAGCACAGG